Bemisia tabaci is the source of this 5899-nucleotide messenger RNA. RefSeq lists its product as uncharacterized. Gene Ontology annotation, cellular component: nucleus. Lineage: Eukaryota; Metazoa; Arthropoda; Insecta; Hemiptera; Aleyrodidae. Gene Ontology annotation, biological process: positive regulation of transcription by RNA polymerase II. The record is from RefSeq and is a predicted model, not a curated record.
UCCUCCUGGCCGUGCGCGGAUGAAGCGGCAUCGGCUAAUCCUAACGGUACUCGUGAACACGAUCGUGGAGCAGUCGGUCGCCGAUUUAGAAAACUCGAGCAGAUAACGAAGGACUCGACAAUUGGGCGCAAUUGGGCAGGUAUCGGAUCGGGAUUCGCUUUCGAGAUCGGGAGCCGAGCGUGCUUCACCGGGUUGUUCGUCCAUCAUCGCGCUCCGCCGCCGUCGCCGCCGCGCUGUGAGUGGGGAUCCGUUGAGUUGGUCAAGAACUGCGAGGGUUCGCGAGUGUCUCAAGUGUAAUGAGUGAGUUCAGGAGGUGGAUCCGUCACCUUCAUCGUCACCUCGGCGACAUCAGCAUUCGACAACGCGCCGGGGGUUAGUUGCCCACUCGGCCACCUUCCCUGCUCCCGUGCUCCCGUGUGUCAACCGCCCACCACCCACACUAACGCAUCCGCCGCUCCCCAAACAAGUGUUCUCAUCAAGUGCCACUUCCCAGAUUUCCACGUCUCGGGCCUCCGUCGACUCUUCUGAUCUCCGCUAACAUUCCUCAUCUUGUGCGAGUGACAAGUGAUUCUGCGUCUUCUUCAACAUGUGAUAUGCGCUCGCCGUUCGGGCAAACAAAUUUGGCGAAUCCCCCGCGUCGAAGGAUCGAAGUUAUUGGUUCCGGCCCCCGUGCUCCCUUCAAAAAUGAGACAUAAAUUGCGGAAAAACAAAACGCUGACGUUGUGCUAUUUGUCGCUAUGGCGUAUUUUCUGAUGUCGCUCUCUCUGUGAAAUUUGUUGCUCUCUUAGGUGACCGCUAAAGUAUUUUUUAAAGUGACAGUGACUUUGUUAAAACAAUAAUUCAUCAUAUUUGUUCUCAGUGAAACUAGAUAGUACGGAAUUUUUCAAUUUUGUUUUUCUCCUCACCCAAGUGUGAAUUGUGCGCAUCAUCUAUUCAAAAGGAUAUUUUUUUGCUCAUAACUUCAGAAAAGCUCCUCACAAGUAGAAAAUGGGAUUAGACAAUAUGAAUAUGAGCGUUCCUUCAAUUAUUUUUUAAUGAGCGUGGUGGAGUCCUCCCUGGCGUGGUACUGUUACUACCCGCGAGCUGGCGCGCUUUCUAUCGGCGCAGCAGGUGACAACAUGAGAGAGAAGGAUUCCAGUCCGCGUAAAAUGGUGCUGCCUUCGACCGACCCCGCCUCAGCUUCCCCCAAGCAAGCAGCCGUCUACCCUCUCACCGUCCAAGUUCCUGCGCUCGGCGACCACGAGCCGGCAGACGAGAUGCCGUUCGACCUCUCAAGGGCGGGAAGUCGCCCCCACAUGUCACCCGCCGCCCGGCCACCACCCUCCCUCAGCGAGUGCGACGAGGACCAGCCUCUCGACCUCCGCGUCGACUACAAGAAGGUGACGCUGCGGCGGAACCUCGAGGACGAGAACCAGAACCUCAUCAUCCACUCGCCCUCGCCUUCGCCUAAAGAGAACGCCACGCCUGCCUCCGGGCACGCUUCUCCCACGUCCAGCGAGAAAGAAAUCGAGGUGGCCGAUAAGCCAAAGGAGGAGCUCAAUGAUAAAGGGAAGUCGCAAGGGAAAGCCAUGGCACCUUACCCGUUGCUGUUCCCCCACCACCAGCCACCCGUGCAUCCGAUUGUACUGGAGGUCAUGUACCGCGCCGGCGAGAAGGUCCCGCGGAUGCCCCUUCCAUACUCCCCCUCGAGUCCCCCCGAAUAUCCACCUUACAACCCGUUCCAAGGUUUGCUCAACGGUCACCGAGUUCCAGGCCCACCUGCCUUCGAGAGCGUCCACCCGCCGAUCCCCAACUCCCCGAAGCACCCGCAAGACCAACCCCUGAGCACGGUCGGGAAACCCAAAGAUAGGUACGCUUGCAAAUUCUGCGGUAAACAGUUCCCUAGAUCCGCCAACUUGACGCGGCACCUCCGCACGCACACCGGGGAGCAGCCCUACAAGUGCAAGUACUGCGAGCGCUCCUUUAGCAUCUCAUCAAACCUCCAGCGGCACGUUAGGAAUAUCCACAACAAGGAGAAGCCCUUCAAGUGCCCGCUCUGCGAUCGGUGCUUCGGGCAGCAGACGAACCUAGAUAGGCAUUUAAAGAAGCACGAGUCGGACGGGCCGACGAUCCUGGACGACCGGCACGGGAAGAGGAGCUCGCCCGUCUCGCAGAGGUGUCGACCCCCCGGCAUGAUCGGCGAGGACUCCUAUUUCGAGGAGAUCAGGUCCUUCAUGGGCAAGGUGAGCGCAGACUCGAAUCGAAUCAUGCCCCGCUCCAACUUCUCGCCCAGCUACAAUUUGGUCUACAUGCAGCGACAGAUGGAGUCCCUCGUAGGAAUUACCAAGUUGGAUAGUCUGAGUAGUAACGAGAAAGAGAGCACCUCGUCCCGAUCCUCAUCCUCGUCGCUCCUCCAGGUGGCGUCGCCGCAGUCCCGGGAGAGCCCCGAAAGCCCCAAAAGCGACGACCACGAGAAGUCACACAACAACAAUAACAACACAAGCAGCAAUAAUAAAAAUACUUGAUACCGGCUCCUCUCCUCUGUCGACCCCUCUUCCUCUUGCCGAGUAGGGGUCGCCACAGAGUGCCGUAGCCGGAGACUCAAACGCACGGAUAACAACGUCACCGCGGCGUUGCACCACACUUCAUUCGGCUCCUCUGAACCAGUGCUUAAGUACCGCUCCGCAGGUGCUCUUUAACCUAUCCUCCCUUCGAUACACCUCGAAAUAUGUGACCAGAUCUCUGAGAAGGGGCCUUAUUUUCCAAAAUUCCAAAUUUAGGUUUUUGGUACCAAAGCGUGGAGUAAGAAAACUGAAAAUUUUGCACCAAAUUUGACCCCAUAAAGGUUAAAGAUUGAAGAACGUAUGAGUUUUGAAGUUACAGAAUAAAAAUGUCUAAGAUAUAGAAAAACAUGGUCUAAGCUUUUGAAAAAAGUUGAGGUAAAUUUUCUUCCGGAAGAUAAAGUCCCUUUUCAAAAUCCGGUCACAUAUGCUGAAUUUCCAUCUUUUCAAGCCUAUCAAUGAGAAUAAGUUAAUAUUGUCAACUGUACCUGGAUUGAGCCUUGCUUGGCGAGUUAAUGAGACCUGAGUUGUGUCGCUCCGGCCCUGGUGCUAGUCAAAAAUAUAUCCUCCUCUAAAAAUCCAACAUGGCGCUCUUUAGAGGUGGCUUGUUGAACAAGGCAAAAGAGAGAGUGAGUCCCGUUGAGAAAACCACAAAAACAGAGAGGAACAAUUUUAAAUCUAUUUUCAAGACAUUCUACACAAAAAAAGUUGAGCUCAUAAAGUAAAAAAAAAAUUGUUGGCCUGAAAAAAAGAGGUGAGAAGGGGAGCUGUUGGCCGCGGGCACUUAGUUUGGGUGAGUCAACUAUAUUUGGGCACUAUGAUCAGAAGAUGAAGGGUACGGUGUACGUAGAUUUAUUUGUCGUCCGGUAAACAUCACUGGCUUAUGUAAAAGUAAUCACCUCCUCGAUUCUGUUUUUUCUCGAUCAAACUCCCUAUGACGCAAGGAAUUUCCCAAACCGCUGCUGGUUUUCUCAACGAAUGUGUCUCGUUAGAAAAUUCUAAUAUAGUUGAUUUUUAGUGUAUAAAAUGCGAGCCUGGUAAUACCAUUCAGUUGAUUAUUUUAAGUUACCAUUAUAUACUUACUCAAUUUGUUUAUUCCUUCCUACUCUAUCCUUUUGUAAAUGAUUCUCAAUUUUUGAAUUUAGAAAGAAAUUGGAUCUUUAAUUUUAUUGAAAUUUAAUGGCCUUUAUUGAGUGCCUUUUACCAAUUAGAAUUAAGAACAAACUUUUAUAAACAGACGGGGCUUUUUUUACAUUUUGUUUAGAGUAUUUUUUCAUUCAAAAUAAUAUCUCAAAUCAGAAGUGUUGAACAUAUUACUAUCGGUGUGUGCAUUCCCAGUUAAGAAUUCCUAUCCACUCGCUCGGUAAAAUGUAUUUGAUCAAUAUAUUUUAUGGAAUUCUAUAGAAUUCUACAGAAAAGGGUUAAUUUUCCAAGGAUGCAAUUAAACCAUUCUAAAUUCAUGUCUCCAGAUAGUUUAACCAGUAAACUACUGAUAUAAAUAUUCCAACACUUCUGAAUAUAUUAAAAGGUUAGCCCCAAUUGUCUGACGUAAAUGUUAUUGUGAUAGUUACUUUUAUAAAAUAAAUAUUUCUUUUUUGUUGAAGAUGUGCUUAUUUAACGCUGUGUACAAAAAAGAGUAUAAAAAUUCAGAAACAGAACAAACCCAUUGAAAUCAUAACCCCUAUGCAAAAAAAAAUAUCGGCAGUAAUUUAGUUGCAAAAUAAUUCAAUUUUAAAACAUUAAAUUAUUUUUGAUCACUGUUUUAUCAUAAAGUUCACUUUCAAAAACACGAAUCCCAUGAAUACACAAAACAGUGUUUAUGUGACUUUGAAAAUCUACUUAAAAUUAGAUUCUAAUUCAAAGUCGAUGAUACUGACACACAGUUUCAGUAGAGUGGGGCAUCAGAUUAUAUUGGAAAUAAAUGGAUUUUUAUCAAAAAAUGACUUCACUGCAGCGCUCUGUGAUUCUUUGUAUCGCUCUGUCAUGAUUUUCUUCGCAACCAACGCUUUGAAAAUUUGAACAACGACUUUACAUCAAAAUGUGGACUAAUACAACCGCCAAAAAGUUGAGUGCUGAAGUAUCUCAUUUCCUGGAAUGAAAAAAUUGGUUGAAAACAAGUGUUUAGGAACUAUGAUAAGAGAGGAGAAGAUUUCAUUAUUUCAAUAAUUUCAACUUUUCUCAAUACUUUAUUUCUUUGCCUUUUUUUCUUUUUAUAAUUUUGGAUGUACUUAAAUUAAGUUGGUAUACCAAGAACGCUCAACUCGGCUUAAUCGAUUUCCCGGUGGAAAGAUUAUUUUCAGGUCACCGAUUUUUUUUUUAUUUUUUGCAUAUUCCGCAAAAAUGUACAGCACAUUGCUCACAUUCCGAUAGUUUAUAUUAAUGAUUAUCAUCUUAUGAAGAAAAAAGUUCCUCUUUCCAUUAUUUUAGAAUCAAAGAAUUGAUAAUAUAGUUGAAAAUCAACCUCCUUUUAAGUUAAGAUUAAUAAUUAAUGCAUCCAAUAUGAAUCAAAACUGGCUCAUGUAUCAGAAAAAAGCCGUAUGUUAUGUGUAUGCUAUGUUGUCAGUAUCGCCCACGGAAAUAAUCAUUCUUGUAGAUACCAUUGAACGUAUGCGUAAAGAAUAUUCUUCCUCAUUUUAUAUUGUUCCAAUAUGUUCGAAGAAGCACCUCUUAAAGAAAAAUUUAUUCUUGGUCUUUAAACCACUCAACAGACUAAAAUUAUAAAGUGUGGCAUAAUUAAAAUGCAUGGCUGGCCUGUACAUCUGCAUCCAAGCUCUAGGUCACCGAUUUGUUUUAUCUACUGGCAGUCCAAUGAAACUCAUACCUGUCCAUCUCGUCAAGGAUCUGAGAUUGAUUGAUUGAUUUGUAUGACAAAGUCUCAGAGUAUUAAUUAUCAACUAUUUUGCAUGCAGGUAUAGACCUGACAUUUCUCCCAUCCUCCCUUGUACGCUGUUAUGCCACCUUUUUUUCUUUAGACGCAAAUACUUUUUUAAAAAAAAUCAAAAGUACCGUAAUUGUUCCGUUGACUGUAUGUAGAGUUAUUUUAUUUAGUUUGGAACUGGCGAUACUGAUGAUAAACUGACCUAAUAUUUACAGUUGCGAAGACUGUGAUCGGAGUUUUUAACUCUCAGCCCACAUUGAAGUUCCAUCUCAGUACCGUGUUUGAACAAAAAAAAAUUAAACUCUUUAUGCUAUUUUGUGUUUUGCAGCAUGAUGCUAGACGAAAGUCAAAAAUUGUUUUCGUUUCCGUAUAUUUUAUAGACCUGUUUUACACUAUAAAACUAGAGAAUAAAUUAAAGUUGAAAUUGUUGUUUAUAAAUCAUGAAAAAUAAAUAUUGAAUCAUUAGAAAGUAAAAGAAAAA